Messenger RNA from Meyerozyma guilliermondii ATCC 6260, 360 nucleotides. RefSeq names its product prefolding complex chaperone subunit. Gene Ontology annotation, biological process: protein folding. Gene Ontology annotation, cellular component: cytoplasm; prefoldin complex. Gene Ontology annotation, molecular function: protein folding chaperone. Lineage: Eukaryota; Fungi; Ascomycota; Pichiomycetes; Serinales; Debaryomycetaceae. The transcript has a single exon. The coding region runs from base 1 to 360 and encodes 119 amino acids. The record is from RefSeq and is a predicted model, not a curated record.
AUGUCGGUCAAUCCCCAGGCACUACAAAAGCUUCUCAUGGAGAUGGACAGCCAGCUCAACAAGUCUAGAGCUGAACUCUCCAUGUGUAAUCUUCAGUUGGAGAGGACAGUAACCAACUUGAAUAUCAUCCAAAAGACACAAAAGGACCUUAGUGGGCUCUGUAAGAACAAUGAAGGCGUGUGGGAAGGCGUUGGAAAGACUUUUGUUCAAGUACCGGUGUCAGAUUAUCUCCAAACCAUCGAGGCUGACGAGAAGGAAUUCACCGAUUCCAAGCUGAGUUUGGAAAAGAAGAAAGCGUACUUGGAAACCACAUUGGAAAAGACCAUCGAUAACAUGACACAAUUGGUGGGAAAGAAAUGA